AAUUCUUUCUCCUGGUGUGUCUGCUCCACCGCCCGAGCUAAUCCCCCAAAUCCGGUCUCCUAAGCCGCAGCUGCUUCCCUUCGCAGUGAUGAAUGGCUCAGGGAGGGAAGGUGAAUUCAUAUUUUAAUUACUGAGACGCGGUGCUAAGGGAGCCGGGGAGGGGGCGGAGGGCUCAGCUUUGUUCUAGAGGCGUCGAGGGCACACCCUCCUUACUGGGUCACUUCUCUUUUGCCCUUUACCUGGGGUGGGGGGUGGCGGGGAGUUAAGGUGGGGGUUGCCUUGCUGAGAGUGCCUCUGCUCUCUGCCUUGGGAGAUGAAGGGAUGGGUCGUGGGGGGCGCAAUAUCCCUCUUCUUGUUUAUCAGAGAAUUGCUGGCAUGCCCCAGCACUUUUAAAUAGCUUCCUAGCCUUCCACCCCCGCUGCCGCCCACUCUGAUGAAGGACAUUGCCAAAAUUCGAGACACCUAGGAGUUUGUGGUCUGCAAGCCUGGGGCCCUGGAUUUCUCUUUAUCUUACUUUCUGGCCUGCUCUGAGUCUCCUCUUUCUCUUGGUUCUUCCACAUGUUCAUGCUGUCUCUGACUCACUGCCCCAUUUUUGCCAGAGGUGCAAGGGUUGGAGGACCCCAGGAGAGUAUCUGGCACAGAGAGAUGUGGGGGUCAGGCCAAGGGAAAGGAUCAGCAGGGAGGCCGAGGAACCUCCUAGUGGUGGGGGAGGACGGAUGCUCUAUGGAUUGGCAUCUCUUCUGCUUGGCUCCCACAAAGCUGGCUGGGCAGGGCAUCGUCUGUGCCCCCAGACCGUAAACCAUCUUGGACCUGAGCUGGGAAAAAGCCAGAGAGGAGGAUGGGGAAGAAGCCAGGGCCAACAGCUUGCAGUCAGAUGCAGCCAACUGUGUGGUAGCAGGAGGUUUGUCCAGUGUCCACCCUGCCUCUCCAUCCUAUUCUGGGCUUCUGUUUUUCUGGGGGCUGUUUUUCCAUUCCUUAGUCCCUCCUGGACUAUGGGCAUGGAAAAGGAGGGGGAGGAUGGGAGGGGAGUUCCCAUGAUGAGCUCUGAUGAGUGGGGAGUGGACCCAGGUGCUAGUCCAGACUCCUCCCCCUCAAAUAGACGCAGCAAGGGGACCUGACUUCAGGGAGCCUCCAGCUGGUACUGGAGCCCUCUGCCAAGGGUGAAGGGGUAAAGUCAGGGAAGAGAGUCGACAGGACUCCUGCUCGAGCAAAGCAGAGAGGAGCAGAGACCACAGCCUGGCAGAGGGACUCCCCAGGUACCUGCUGCUGGGGACUCUGAGGGAGGAGUGGGGUUCACAGCGGGCAGGGAUACGGAAAUGGGUUGGAAUUCUCUGCCCCAUGUCCCCCCACUUCAGGGGCUGGCCCGGCAAUCUGCAUGCUGCAGACAGAGCCCAGGCAGCCUCCGGGGCAUGGAGUUGUGCACCUUACAGUGAGGACCCUUUUAGAGACCCUGUUAGAGAAGAGGAAGGAUAACCAGAGCACUUUAGAGCAAAGAUCUGAGCAGAAUAACCAGGCCCUGUUUAUGAUACUUUCUACUCUUAGAUACAAGGACCCAGGAAUCCCACUGAGGCAGCCAGCCCUCGAACACCUCUCGGGAGCCAGGCUACAGCCCCUAGCCCAGCUCCUGGCCAGCUUCAUUAGCUCUCCUUUCCUCUGAUGUGUAGGUUCUGGUUCCUGUGACCUCACUCCCCAUCCUUCCCUACAGUGACAAGCUGAGCAAAAAAAGCCAGGAUUUUCUUAAAUUCCCCAAAGGACCCUGGGGAGGAACGGGUCAUUUAAGGGGGUAUAUUCUGCUGUUUUUAAGAAAGAACAGUCAUUGAAAAGGAAGUGGGGUGAAAAGGAAAGGGGAUCGAUGCACUCUGGGGCCAGAGACCCUGAGCUGCACCUUGACCUGUUUGUGGGGCUGCUACCUGCCUGGCUUGUUUUAGUUGGGAGUUCCUUCCCAGAUUAGCCUUGUUGUGCCUGUCAAUUUCUCCCCAUGUAUUUUUCAAUAAUCAUGGGACUGCUUUGUUGAUCAUACCCUUGACUUAUAUCCCCAGCAAGAGAAGUGCACGUGUGACAAUAACUGAUUACACGGGAAUCCACCUGCCCUCCCUCCCUCCUUCCGGAUCAAGUUAGGAUUCCAGCCCCUUAGGUUUGGGGUCUUAGUGUUAAAUCUUGCCUAAUCUCCUGGUACACUGAAAUGAGGUAAUGAAGGCCCAGAGAGAUGUAGCCACUUGCUUAGGAUGACACAGCAUGUUAGCAUCAGAGCCAGGAAUAGAACCCAGGCCACCUAAGUCCCAGAUUGGAUCCCCGUCUCUCUCUAGGUUUGUCACAGGAGGGAUCCAGAGAUAGCUGCAGGGGAUAGAUCUAGAAAUAUAGUAGUUGUGUCUUGGCUCUAUAUAUAUCCUGGAGGUUGCUCUCUGCUAACUAUAUAUACUCCACCAGAGUGGGUGUGUAAAUGAUGCUGGAAAUCGGGUUAUUAAAUAACCAGCCUACCUACCCAUGCUGACUCAAGCUGGGCCUCCUGCCCAUCCAGCUGGCCAGUGGAAAUGCAUUGCACCUAUUAAUUACAGCUAUUAGCUGUAUUACCGGGACGCUGAGAGGCUGAGGGAGGGGAGAAUCUUGACAGGACUUGGAUCCACCGGGCACUGUGCUUGGUGUGGGCCUUGGCUCUGUCUGGAGAAACACGAAGGAAGUUUUUCCAAAAGGGCAAGGUUGUCCAGACCAGUGGAACUGUCCAGAGAGCCACCAUCUGGGCCAUGCCACAUUCCUCAAAGGCAGUGAAACCACUUUGCACAUGUGCCUUGCUGGGGUAACCCAGGACAUCCUAUGCAAUCUCUAUUGCUUGAGGGGCUGGAGAAGGGAGGCGCCUCAUGCUUCCCUAUUCCAAACCCCUUCCGCAUAGCCCUGUGCCUCCCUCCUUCCCCGCAGCACUUGGGCUUCACUCACCUGCUUGCCCCCAUGUUCUUCCUGGAGAGAGGAGUGAUUCAGACCAGGCCCCGGCCUGACCUCCACGCAGGGCGCUUUCCUUCCUUUGUUCUCAGCUUCUCCGCUUGAGUGGCUUGAGUGCACUUCUGCUCCCUUUCCAUAGGCCCAGGGGCAGAGGAAGGGCAGAGAGGUGAACUGGAAAAAUCUGCAGGUGGUUAAGGCUAGGGAAACCUAAAUGAGCCUUUGGAGAAAGGGAUACUCUUGCAGACUGAAGCUGAGCUCCUGAAGCUCCCUCUCUUCCCCAGCCAGACUGCAACAGAUACCAGAGCGGCCCCUGGCUCCUGCUGAGGGCCGGGUCAGCCAGAGGUGGGGGACAGCGUGUCCAGCUGGGGCAGAUCCAGCCUCAGCCUCUACCUCAGACUUAUGUGCCAGGGAAGAAACCAUGUCUUUACCCUUUUGUAUCUACCUCUCAACCCUUUGCCCAGCAUAGGUGCUAAAUAAAAGAGCCUGUUGGCUAAAAGAACCCUCUUUGCUGUCUCUUCUCUGCAUGGUGAGGAUGGGAUUUGCAUUGCCCUGAGCAGUCAAAGGAAGGGUAUAAUUGCUCCCUAUAGGCUUUCCUAGGGUGUCAGACAACUUGGGGUUGUUAAGGAAGGGAGGAAUCUGACUCGGUCCCAGGUGUCAAAGUAAAGCUACACUGGAUGAAGGGGUCCGCAUUUGGAUGGAGGAGGGCCUGUCGUGUGUGCAACCUGCAGAAGCGAGUGGAAGCCCCCAGCUAGAACCUGGUGUAAGGUGGCACAAGCCGGAGGCUAUUUUAAGCCAGCUUGCUUCCUGUUCCCCAACCACAGAUCUCUGGUGAGUGUUCCCCCAGCCUGGCGUAGGGCAUGCCCCAGUUCACUUUCGCCUGCUUCUGUGGUCUCCACGGCUUCUGCAAAAUGAAGAGGAAGAAGGAGGAAGUUCACAGAGAGCGGGAGACGGCGGUGUGAUCAGAACCAGGGCCCCUCCAUCAAGCCCCCAGCAGGUCCCAGGCCUGAUGGUGCCUGCUUCUGGCUGGGGCUUGGAGCAGGAAGCCGUGUGUGUAUCUUAAGUCUUGAUUUAGCCAGUGCUCUUCUCAGCCUGACUCUCACCCGAGGGCAUCAGCCUCCUGUGUGCCUCUCAUCCUCCUCAUGCCCACACCCAUUAGCUUCCAAUUCUCAGACCUCCUUGGAGAGAGGCCCCAGCCACACAAGGGGGAACCCCAGGACCUGCCGCAUGCCUUCCAGAGACUGAGAAGCCCCAGGGAGGCCAAGGAGUGAAACUUCUUUCCUGCCCUGAGAGCUUCGGGGGACUCUUCUCAGGGUAACCGCAUGAGGCAUGUGCCGCCUUGGGCUAGGAGAGCUGUUGCUAAAUGGGAAACUGGCUGCUCUAGCAGAGAACUUCCAGCAGCCCUGACCCUGGAGAAGGCCUCCAGGGCGGAAGUGUGAGACUCUCCUGGGAUUCCAGGACCUGGGGCAAGAAUCCUUUUCCAGCCCCCUGCCAGCAUCCUCCUGGGCCAGGUGGGGCCAGGCCUGAGGUGGCCAGCCCAGUGAGGAGGAAGGCAGAGGUGGCCAGUGGCUCCGUGGCUCCCUCUGUUCUUGCUCUCCAGAAAGCAGUGUUUCCUCCAGCCCCGGCCCUGACCCACCCGUGUUCAUGAUGCCUGUGCCUCCUUGCCAGCAUCACAGAUGUGGGGAGGCCUGUUCCCCAGGCCCUGACUCCCCUCCUCAGGGACUGUCUUGCCGUGGCCAGACUGAGGGACCCCUUUCCUGGACUGAGCCGUGCCCUCCCUUGAUUCUCCUGUCUCCCCUGCCUUUUUCUUCUCUCCUCAGAAGCCAUAGAGGGGACUGCGUUCAUAUGUGGUGCCUUCAGUGGAAACUCUUAGGGUGGGGGGACCUCUAGGACCUUCCUCGACUUUUUCCCUCAUCCCCCACCCCCGCCAACCUUCCAGCUUCAGCCUCUGCCCUUACCCCCAGCCCAUUUCCAGGAGGUAGGAAGCAAAAGAAAAAAGCAUUUCCUUCCCUCUUUCCUUCUUCCUUCCUUCCUCUCUCCCUUCAUUUUGGUAUAACUUAGCCUUUUGUCUUUAAUCCUGGAGUUCUCCGGGGCUAGAAGACAGGCAGAGACGAAUGCCAGCAGCAGAGAUGCUUCAGGCAGAUUCUGUAAGCCUGUUCUCCCUCAUCAGGGAGCAGCUCAGCCAAGGAGCAAAGUCAGACCCCCUCUAGCUCCCCAGGGACAGAAUAGCCCUUCUGACAGGUAAACAGGUGACCUGGGUAGAGAGGGCAAGGCCCCAAGAUAGGAGAGUCAGGGCUCCCCUUUCCUUGGAAUGUGGGCCUCUCUGGGCAACUAGGGAGGGCAAAAGUCUUCCUCGGCUGGUUCGCCCAAAACCUGGGAGAAGCAAGGGCACAUUCUAUGCUGGCAGCCUCUGCCUGCCCAGCUCAUGCCCACACUCAGGGGCCUUUCCUGGGCUUUGGGCAGAUUGGGUGGGAUUCAGGUUGUCUUUAUGAGGCUUGAGCACAGCUUGAGUUCCUCCUCCCAUCCUCCAACCCCUUCCUUUGCCCCUACCUCCUAGCCCCCACCUUCUACAAUCUGUUAUUUCCUUUUAUAUCCAAAGAAUUAUAAACAGAAGUCCUUCCCUCAAGGGAACAGCAAGAUUCAGCAAUAAAGGCCAGUGGGGUCACAAAGGACAGAAGAAAAACUCCCUGGUUCUUUGUCCUCUUGGAUAGUAGAGGCCUUGGGUGAGGCAAAGAGAUGGGCAGAAAAAGUUACCUUGAUACAGAGGCCAGAGAGCCUCCUGGAGGGCAUGUGUUUCCCUAGCGGUCACCUGCGAGGCUGCAAUCCUAGAAAAGUCACUUCUGUGGCAGAGGAUGAAAUUGUAUCCCCGGAGACUCAGAGAUAUUGGGUGUUAUGUCCUGACCACACAGGCUCACCAGGAGGAAAGGUUAGGAAAGUGGAGAAAGUACGUCCUGGGGAGCGGGUGGCCGAGGAGAGCUUUCCCCUUGUGCGCCUCUCAGGCCUUGGCAGGGAUUGCAGCUGCAGGGGUUUGGCAGUGAGCCCAUCCAGAGAGCUUCCUCCCCCGGGAGAACUCCCUUGGCUCCAGAGGGAUACUAGAUAUCUUGAGCCCUGGCUUUGGGAACAUGGGUGGGGUCCCAAGGUCAAAGUGUUCUGAGUGGAGGUCCAGUUGUCCUCUGCCUCCAAGCCGGCAGCCCCUUCUUCACCCAGGGCUGAGGUUGGGGCCAGCACUGCAGCUGGAAUUGUCUGAGCAGGAGGUAGCAGCUUCUAGCCAGGCACACCCCAACCCCACAUUCUAUUGUCCCUCAGUUUCCUUCUCAGGAAAAUGGGGACUUUGCUCCUUUUAGCAUCUCAGGAAGCAGUCUGGACACCUGUGCCCUCCUCUAGGCCCUUGGAUGAGCCCAGGGAAUAGGGAAAGGCCAAAGCAGCCCCAGCAUUCGCAGACCCUGCGCCCUGGGCCUCUGACUUCGGGCCAGGCUUCUGCUCCUUCUAGGGUUGGCCUGGCUGCCCUGCCUUCCCAUCCUCUCUCCAUGGUUCUCUCCCAGAGACUCCACCUUGAGGUGGGGGCCCUGAGCUCUUGGGGUGAGGGAGGGGCACAUGGGUAGAUGAUUCUGUGGAGGAGAUCAGGCCUCUUGUUCUUGCUGCGUGGCACUGAUUCCUCCUUGCAGAUGGGUGAGGGGGCCAGUUUUCCCCAUCUGUAAAGCGAGGACUUCCCAUGGCCAUUUUCCCUCUUGGGCUUCAGGCUGCUGAAUGGAAGAUCAAGAAGUGUGAAGGGUGCUUGGGGUCCUUGUGACUUGAGUGUUGCCUAGGACCCUGGCCCACAGGACCCAAGGGGCUUCUUGUCUCAGGUUGAAACCUUUUUAUCAGAAUGUCAUUUCCUUCUCUGCUCCCAGGGAAGGGCUUUUUGCAUGUAGCAUAUGGGUUCAUAGAAAUAUAUAGGGAGAUUGUUAUUUUUAGGAAAAAAAAAGAGCAAUAAUUAACUAACUGAAAUACACAUGAAGUGUUAGAGUGGGAUGCAAGGAGCACUGAGCUGGGAGCCAGGUCUCCUGGCUUCUAGCCCUGCUUGGAAACUAAUGACCUAUGUGACCUUAGACUAGUCAUGUCUUAUUUCUGAGACUCAGGUUCCUCAACUAUAAAUAGGGGAUUACAUAAAUUUCCUCUUAAGUCUCCUUUGGAGUCCAGGGCUCUGUGAGUCUGGGAAGUUGAGCCUCAGUGGGGCAUAGGGUUGUGGAACCAGAGGGUCGCAGGUUUCCUCUGCCCUCACAGAUGCACUCCGUGCAGACAACAGACAUAUCUGGAGGGUGGAUGGAAGUGGUAUGGUGGCUCUGAGAAGUGAGAGGGGGAGUGAGAGGGAAAGGCAAGUCACCCAGAGCUUCUGCUAGAAUCUUCCCCUAGCCAGGGCCCAGGACUCCUUGCAGUUCUGCCUCUCUUCCCUCCUACAGCCAGGCCCAAGGGGAGUAAGUCAGUUGGCCUAGACUCUGACUCCAGGUCCUGUCUAGGCCAUCACAGGCGCCACUCUUAUGUACGUUCUCACUUUCUCUCUGUCACAUACACACAGCAUCACCACCACCACCACCACAACCACCUGCAGAUAGAUGCUCAAGUGAUUCUAGAAGAGAUCUCAAGGACUGGCGCUCUGCUCCAGUUAUGUAACCCAUGGGCUUCCCUUUGCACAGCUCCUCAUGUGCUCAUCUCCAUGCUGAUCAAACCACCCCACCUCAUUCCUUGCCUUCUGCAAGGGGAAGUGCCUCAGGCUGGAGUUUGUCCUGUCUACAGACUGAAUAUGCAUUUUGCCCAGUGGCUGGAGAUGUGCUGGUGGUGGAAUGUGCUGGUGAUUGUUUCUGGAUGGAGAGCCACAGCCCCCCAGUGUUCUGCCAUGACUGACUCCUGACCUUGGCAAAUUGCCUCCUCUCUCCCAGCCUCCUCCAUAACAGGUGGCGAUGAGUCCCAUUUCCUCCCUACCUCACAGGAAGGCACGCAUUAUAAAGGGCACACUUAUCAGAUGUGCCCAGAUGUGGCUGGAACUUUUGGAGACAGAUACUUGGUUCACAACUGCAAAGGUGGGCUUUCACCAGAGAAGAAAAUCUCUGGGCUGCUGAGUUCAGUGGGCUCCUUGCAGGCUGGUCCAGGAAGUCUGGUGUUCCUCCUGAAGGUGGCUGCUAUGUCCAGCAGGUGAUCAAGCUGACAGUACCACAAGAACCAAGAAACAGAAUCUGUUCCCAAGGAAUGAAUGUUCUAUCUCUCUGACCCAAAAGCAAGAGCAAGAGAGAGCUGUCACCAUCAUCACCCUGCUCCCAACACAAACACAGCCCCCCAAGUCCAUAUUGCUGACAAGGGUAUCUGCCUUGUCAGGGUGAAUCCUCUGGACCCCAGGCCAUCCCUGGAGUGGUCAGUGCCCACUGUGCCGGGGUUAUUGUGGCCAGUCCGCCUGGGUUCGCUUCUCUAAAUUUCCAUGGGAUAGGAACUAUAGAUCAUGAAGAAGAAACAGGAACCUUGACUCUUCACGGAGGAGCCCAGGAGGUCAGAACCAUCCACCAGGAGGGUGAGCGGUAGCUGCCCAGGGCAUCCCUGGAGGAAGUCGUCAUACUGAGGAAGAAAUUGCCAAAGCCAAGAGCUCCCAGACCUGGGCAGCUCAGGAGCUGACAGAAACCACCCCCCAGGUCUGGAGUUCAAGGGUUUUCCUCGUGGGCUGCUGGUCUGUCUCUUUCCCUUCUGGGGCAGCCGUCUCUCCUCCUUCAGCUCAUUCCCGUGUUCCAUCUGAGGGGCGGGAGGAAGGCAGGAGGGGGAGAUGGCAGGACCCAGACAGAUCCUCAGGACUCUCCCAGCCUCUGUUGCCAUGGCAACACUGCUAUUUUUAUCCCGUUGUUCAUGAUGCUCAAAGCUCUAACUUUCUCUGUUCCAGAGAGGCCAGGCUGGUUUCUGCCCUCAUCCUUUAACACAGCAUCUUCUCCCAGAGGCCUGAGGAUGGGAAAAAGUGAUGGAGAAAAGGGGAACCCCUAAGGUCACCCCUCAGCCAGGGGGAACUGUUUAACAGGGGUUUGUCUCUGCCCUUUUGAGCCUUUGGUUUUCUACCUGGCUCAGGCACCCAGGUUUAUGUUUUCUAGAUCAAAACUCUGCAUGGUCUCCCUGAGAGACUGGAAAAGAGCUGCCAAUCAGGAUGGAUUUUUUCCUACACAGGUAUGACACUGCAGCCACUUCCCUUCUUGGGAAAAUUAAACUUCAUUCUGAAGAAUGUCCUGUUGGUGGUAUAAGCCAACCCCUGCCCUCCUAAAAGGGGAUAGAUAAUUAAAUUUGGUUAAUUAGCAAUCAGAUUCACUGGGGAAUUGAAACCAGUACUUCCCUUUCUUCUGUCCCUCCACCAAAGAACCGGAACAAAUGGCUUCAUGUCUUUGUCCAGUCUUUCUGCCUAAAGCAAAAUAGCAUAUAUUCUCCAGGCUGAAAAGUAGAUUCCUCCUCACCCCUACUCAAGAUGGCCACAUUUCAAUCCAGGCUCUUGAAGACAGGGUCUAAUGAAAGGAUUUCUGUUCUUUCUCUGUCUGUUCCCUCUGGCCCAGCUUCUAGUCCUCUCCUUAUGUCCCCACCUCCAUGGCAGUGGCAAGAGACCCCUGAGAGUCAAUGGUGCUAACGUUCCCCACCUAUAUACCCCUAUGUAGUUUAUCGAGAUUUGAACCCAGCACCUGGGUGGCUGUGUUGGGCGGAUACAUUUCACGUCCUCAAGACCACAACCCUGGCGACAGGUCUGGAUUAAUUCUGUAAAGUAGCAAUCUAUAUCAUGCUAAACUCCUGCACUGAGGUUCUUCCUCGGCUGAACUGACUCGUGGAUGGUUAAGUUUCCUGGGGUGGCUGGAACCCAUUUACUAAGCCUCUAAUUGGUUUCAUUUUGGCUCAAGUUGCAUGGUUUCCCGAAUCUAUGCACCUGGAGUAAGCACUUUUCUGGUUGCCACUGAAAAGCAUGCCGGCAAACGCUGCUCUGUUAAUUGCUGUAAUAAACAGACUUUAUUAUA
Messenger RNA from Homo sapiens (human), 9932 nucleotides. It is a transcript of the gene BLACAT1, whose product is annotated as BLACAT1 overlapping LEMD1 locus. The transcript is spliced from 2 exons. The record is from RefSeq and is a predicted model, not a curated record. The coding region runs from base 3792 to 3893 and encodes 33 amino acids. NCBI's taxonomy places the organism in Eukaryota, Metazoa, Chordata, Mammalia, Primates, Hominidae.